CAUUGUUGCUCUCAUUCCGGAUCCAGCCUCUUAAUUGUCCCAGACAUGACACCUUGGGCGCUGCUUCUCUUCUUCCUCUUCCAGCCUGGUUCCCUCUCUGAUCACAGGAGGCACCGACAUGACGCCGACGUGCAAGUGCUGCCGAGUUUCACUCGGCCCCUGAGGAACACGGCAGUGGCACUGGGACGAGACGUCACGCUUUCAUGUGAAGUCAAGGACCUUGGCCGAUAUCAGGUCGCCUGGAUCCACCUGAAUCACUCGGCCAUCCUGACGGUGCAGACCCACGUGAUCACGCGGAACCCCCGAAUCAGCGUGUCCCACGAGAACCAGGGCACGUGGUUCCUGCACAUCCGAGAUGCCAAGGAGGAGGACGGGGGUCUCUACAUGUGUCAGAUCAACACGGACACGGCGAGGAAGCAGGUGGCCAUGCUCAAGAUACUCGUGCCUCCGAACAUCAUCGACGAGGAGAGCAGCCGCGAGGUGUCGGUGUCGGAGGGCGACGACGUCCUGCUGGAGUGUCAUGCCUCGGGGGUCCCCCCGCCGACCAUUCACUGGACCCGGGAGAACGGACAACGCAUCGCCGUGAAUCGCACCUUUAGCGUAUUGAGGUAUGAGGGAAGUCAGAUGGUGUUACAGAAGAUCAAUCGGAGGGACAUGGGCUAUUACCUGUGCAUUGCAUCCAAUGGCGUUCUUCCUCCGAUGAGCAAACGGGUUCUACUCGAAGUCAGAUUCGGGCCGACUAUUUGGCUUCCGCAUCAGCUGGUCGGGGCCCCGCUGGGUCAGACCGUGUUGCUGGAAUGCUACGUCGAGGCCUUCCCGAAGGCCUUGGUCUAUUGGCUCACUGAUAAGGAUGAAGUCAUUCAGUCUUCCCAGCGCUACACCAUAUCGGAAAAGCGGGGACCCGGACCGUAUAAGACGCACGUGACGUUGCAGAUCGGCAAUUUGCGACGGGAUGACUUAAGAACGUACGUAUGCUUGGCAAGCAAUCCCGCUGGAGAUGCCAGGGCUUCGGUCAACGUUUACCAUGCACCGGUAGCAACCCCACAAGACUUGUCGUCUGCGACGACCAACCCACCGAGUAGCAGCCAGGAAUCAGUCGCCCAGCAAGCCGACAACGACCAAGACGGGGAACAAGACGUUGCUUUCAUCGUCAUCAAUCAGGACAAGAAAGACUCCGGUGCCGCAGACUCGAGGACUGUCGUGUGUGUCGGUGGUGCCGGCAUCCUUCACCUCAUCCUUCACAUUCUCCUUCUGGGACUCACCUGAACCUCUCCUGUCAAAUGAGUUACGUUUAAGAUGUUAAAAUGAAGUGUCAUCCCGACCUAAGAGUACCUCGAGAACUGUGAACCUGUUGAACAGAAUAAAGCCGUC
This is a messenger RNA of Darwinula stevensoni, 1371 nucleotides long. The record is from the annotation of a GenBank genome assembly. Lineage: Eukaryota; Metazoa; Arthropoda; Ostracoda; Podocopida; Darwinulidae.